GAAGCGUAUCUGCGCACGUUGUCAUACGUCUUGGAACUAAAUUCCCACUUUUAGAUCGGGUAACUGUCCGACGUUAGACAGGAAGACCGUGCCUAGUCACAACAGCAAACGAUUUGAAUGCGAAAAUAUCGAUAAAGAAGAUCCUCAUUCGGCGUAGUUGUUCAGUCUGCUGCCUGGCUAUAUAUAAAGGUGCCCUGGCAGUCUAUGGUCGGCUUCUUAGCCCAUUACAAUAGGAUAGAACUAUGGCUUCGUCUAGCGUGCCAAAUUUAUACUAUAGUGUAAUUGAAGAUGUUAUUGCUAAUGUGAGAGAAGCAUUCAUUGAUGAAGGUGUUGAUGAGCAAGCUUUAACAGAGCUAAAACAGGUUUGGGAAAAGAAACUGCAUGAAUCAAAAGCAAUUGAAAGGGAACCAGAGACUGCUGUGAGUAAAAAUGUUACUCAAACAACUCUUCAGCCAGUUCAGCAACAAACAAAUCUAGGUCCUUCAGCUUCUAUUACUCAUCAGUUAGCUAUGCCUCCCACAAACCUAGUUCCACAGACACUGCUGCAAUAUACUACUCCUGCUUCGGGUGAUGUUCAAAAAACAAUGGCAUUAAAUUUACCUCAAAAGUUAACUCUUACUGUGCCUGCCCACCUUGCUCAAUCAGGUUUACAGACUUUAGUCACUGCUCCUGGAACUACAGCUGUACAACUUCCACCUGAACUAGCAUCUUUGUUUCAAGGCAAUGUAAUUGCAUCAACUCAUUCCAGCAAUUUACAGCAUGGUGGUCAGCAAAUAACAGGAGUUCACUAUCAAACUUUAACUAGUGAGCAGUUAAAGAAUGCUCAACAGUUUACUGUUACUAUACCUGUAACAACUCCACAGUCACAGGCUAGUGUUAUUGGCCAAAUUGAUGGGACACAGGACACAAGUGAUGAGGAUGAUGAAGAUGAUUUUCCAGACAAUGAUGAUGAUAGAGAUGAUAAUGAUGAUGAACAAAAUGAGGAUGAUAUUGGAGAAGAAGAUGAGGUAACAUGAUGAACAAGUUUUAAG
This is a messenger RNA of Stegodyphus dumicola, 1031 nucleotides long. RefSeq names its product transcription factor IIA L (gene TfIIA-L). Lineage: Eukaryota; Metazoa; Arthropoda; Arachnida; Araneae; Eresidae. Gene Ontology annotation, cellular component: transcription factor TFIIA complex. Gene Ontology annotation, biological process: transcription by RNA polymerase II; transcription initiation at RNA polymerase II promoter. The record is from RefSeq and is a predicted model, not a curated record.